Orbilia oligospora ATCC 24927 is the source of this 1407-nucleotide messenger RNA. RefSeq lists its product as uncharacterized. Gene Ontology annotation, molecular function: carbamoyl-phosphate synthase (glutamine-hydrolyzing) activity. Bases 1 to 1407 code for a protein of 468 amino acids. The transcript has 2 exons. Lineage: Eukaryota; Fungi; Ascomycota; Orbiliomycetes; Orbiliales; Orbiliaceae. Gene Ontology annotation, biological process: 'de novo' pyrimidine nucleobase biosynthetic process; L-glutamine metabolic process; L-arginine biosynthetic process. Gene Ontology annotation, cellular component: cytoplasm; carbamoyl-phosphate synthase complex. The record is from RefSeq and is a predicted model, not a curated record.
AUGAUGGCUACACGAAUGCUCAAUCAACACUCCAAAUCCCUGCUCAAGGGUGCUCUUGGGAAGCGGUACCUCGCCACUGUCACGGGUAGCUCUGGCCGAUUGAUGCCAGAGAUCCACCGUGGUGCCACUCCUGUUUCGUAUGACCGGGCUACCUUCACCAUCAGGGGAGGUCCCGUCUACCAUGGCAAGUCCUUUGGCGCCAAGCAAAAUAUUUCUGGAGAAGCAGUCUUCUCUACCGCUCUGGUCGGAUAUCCAGAAUCUAUGACCGACCCUUCAUACCGUGGACAAAUUCUCGUCUUCACCCAACCCCUUAUUGGUAACUACGGUGUUCCCGGACGUGACCGCGAUGAAGCCGGUCUUUUGAAGUAUUUCGAGUCUCCACAUAUCCAAGCCGCUGGUAUUGUUGUUGCGGACGCCGCCCUCCAAUACUCACACUGGACUGCGGUCGAGUCUCUCGGAGACUGGUGCGCCCGUGAGGGUGUCCCAGCUAUCUCUGGAGUCGACACCCGAGAUAUUGUCACAUUCCUCCGUGAACAGGGUUCUUCCCUUGCUCGUAUCACCAUCGGCGAGGAAUACGAUGCGGAUGAGGACGAAGCUUUCAUUGAUCCCGAACAAAUUAACUUGGUCGCCAAAGUUUCUACUAAGGCCCCAUUCCACGUCUCCUCCUCUGGAGAUCUUCACGUUGCCGUCAUCGACUGCGGUGUCAAAGAGAACAUUCUCCGAUCUCUCGUUGGUCGUGGAGCCUCUGUCACCUGUUUCCCAUGGGACUACCCAAUCCACAAGGUUGCCCACCACUUCGACGGUGUCUUCAUUUCGAACGGUCCCGGUGACCCAACUCACUGCGCCCCAACCGUCUACCAUCUUCGAAAGUUGAUGGAAUCUUACAAUGGCCCUAUCAUGGGUAUCUGCCUUGGACAUCAGCUUCUCGCUCUCGCUGCCGGUGCCAGGACUAUCAAGCUCAAGUACGGUAAUCGUGCUCAUAACAUCCCAGCUCUCGACCUUACCACCGGUCGAUGCCACAUCACUUCCCAGAACCACGGAUACGCCGUCGAUGUCUCGACUCUCCCAGCUGGCUGGAAACCAUACUUCAUCAAUUUGAAUGAUCAGUCGAAUGAGGGAAUUAUCCAUGAGAGCAAGCCCAUCAUGGGAACCCAGUUCCAUCCAGAGGCAAAGGGAGGUCCAUUGGACAGCAGCUUCUUGUUCGAUUCUUAUGUCAAUCAGGUCACUGAGUUCAGGGAGAAGGGUAUUGAUGGCGUUAAGAGGGAAGGAAGGCCAAAUCCACUAUUGGUCGAUUUGUUGAGCAAGGAGCGUGUCGGUGUUGAACCAAAGCCGGUUAAGGAUGCCCACAGUGGACCAGGAUCGUUUGUCGGACAAGGUUACUCGAAACCUGUCUCUGUUCACGCCUAA